This is a messenger RNA of Pyricularia pennisetigena, 1914 nucleotides long. RefSeq lists its product as uncharacterized. Gene Ontology annotation, biological process: DNA-templated transcription; regulation of DNA-templated transcription. Gene Ontology annotation, molecular function: DNA-binding transcription factor activity, RNA polymerase II-specific; DNA binding; zinc ion binding. The coding region runs from base 1 to 1914 and encodes 637 amino acids. The transcript is spliced from 3 exons. NCBI's taxonomy places the organism in Eukaryota, Fungi, Ascomycota, Sordariomycetes, Magnaporthales, Pyriculariaceae. The record is from RefSeq and is a predicted model, not a curated record.
AUGACCGCCACCAAAGCAUCCUCCACCUUCACGCACAGGUCAUCGCUGGCCUGCACAGCCUGCCGGGACCGCCAUGUCCGCUGCGACGGCAUCCGCCCCCACUGCAGCCGCUGCUCUUACGAGGCUCGGCAUUGCGAGUAUACUCCGUCACGACGUGGUGGCCUCACGCGGGCCGAGUUGGCUGCCCGGCGAGCUUCCAAGGAACAGGGCGGCAGCACUACUGGGGUGAGGAGUCACGACGGCGCGGGAAGACAGCCGAGGCGUAGAUCAGGAGCAACUGCAGUUUUUGCUGCAACUGCAUCGCCGUCGCCGCCCCUGUCGGCAUCCGGAACGGUCCCAGCGGGGACCCCAGACCCCCUGGUUGAUCUGUACUACAGACACUUCCACCGUCGUCACCCAUUUCUCCUCCCCCAGAGAUACAUGGCAGACAGCCUGGGCAGCAGGGCGCGUAGGGAUGAGUACGAACCGCUCCUGGCGAGCAUGAGGUUCAUCGGCAGCCUGUACGCCAAGUCGGACCAGGCCGCCGAGCUGGGCGAGUCGGUCAGGCUCGCCAUCCACGCCCGCGGCGACCUACACCCGGACCCGGCGCUGGCGCAGUGCCGCCUGCUCUACUCCAUCGCGUCGUACUGGUGCGGCGACAGGGACGCGGCGAGGCGCGAGAUUGACGCCGCCUUGGGGAUUGCCAUCGGCCUCGGCAUGCACCGCAGGGAGUUCGCCGUCGAGCACUCGGGCCCCGGUGACCCCGUGCUGGCCGAGUCGAUGCGGCGGACCUGGUGGUCGAUAUACGUCGUCGACGCUUGGUACGCCGGCAUUGGGAAGAGGGCGGCCUUUGCGACCCGCGGCGUGCACAUCACGGCGGACCUACCGUGCGAGGAGCGCGAGUAUAAAUCAGGGACGAUCCCCACACCCAAGACGCUCGACGAGUUUGACAGCCGCGAGUUCUCUCCAGACAACCACGUCUACUCUUCCUUUGCCUACCUCAUAGGUGCCACGCGAGGGAUAGCAUCCGCCCUAGCCUCCGUCCCGGCCGACGCCGAGCACACCUUCCCGACCCCGGAGAUCAUCUACAGCGUCGACGCCAUCGUCGAGGGCUGGGAUAUGCUGCUACCGGACUGCAAGCGCGACGUGUUGACGGCGUCGGGGGAGCUUGACGAGCUCAUGUUCCAGGCCUUUAUGUCGGUCCAUGCUUGGACCAUCGGCCUCCACAGACCAUACUCAUCCCUCCACUUCAACGCCCUCGAGGCGCACUCCUCAUGCCCCCAGCCCAUGACGACCAUGACCGACAGCGCAGCAGCAACACAAACACCCAACAACAUCCACACGACGCGGUGUCUGCGCUCCAUCCAGGCCCAGGUGCGACUCCUCGCGCUGCCCGCCCGGCCGUUUUGCCACACGCCCUUUGCGAUCUGCAUGAUGACGGCGGGCACCAUCACGCUGCUCUCGGCCUGCAAGCACCUGCCACCAACACCACAAGACGCAUCCCCGGCCGCCGCCGCCGCCGCAUACGACGGACUCUCGCUGAGCAGGCACCAGGUUAGGCUCGGUAUGGGCUGCCUCAUGGCCAUGGCGCACGUCUGGCCCCAGGGCAGGAGGCACCUGGCCGAGGUCCAGGCCAUCGCGAGGGAGGUGCUGGGUAUUGGAGGCGGAGGCGGAGGCGGUGGGGUUGGUUGUGCCUCUGCCGCCGCUACCACCACCGCCGCCGCCGGCUCCCCCGUCGCCACUCCUAGAGGAGGAGUAGGAGAGGCGGUCGAGGGGGAGCAGCAGCAGCAAUGCCGCGAUUCUGUCGACCUCUCCGGCUUCUCAUUCGUUCCCGAUGGCACCUUCGAUGGGCUUCUGGACUUGAAUGGCACGCUGCCGACUGACUCUUUCUGGUGCUCGGCUUUCUUCUCAUCCGAGAGAGGGUUGGCGGGCUAG